Molecule: messenger RNA, 2396 nt
Organism: Teleopsis dalmanni
Lineage: Eukaryota; Metazoa; Arthropoda; Insecta; Diptera; Diopsidae
Product: inositol polyphosphate 1-phosphatase-like
Molecular function (GO): inositol-1,4-bisphosphate 1-phosphatase activity
Source: RefSeq, a predicted model, not a curated record
AAACAAUUAAAUUAUUUAUUUUAUAAAUAGCAAAACUUUACUCAGGAAACUGCAGACCAUUUAUUUUAUAUGUUAAUUAAAGUUUAUAAUUAAAAUUUUUUACUUUCAUUAUUAAAUAUGGGUGAAAACGAUACAGAACGUAAUUUACUAAGAAGCCUCAUAAAUGCUUCGGAAAAAGCAGCUAAUAUUGCCCGUAUAUGUCGAUCAAAUGAACAACUUCUGUCGUUAUUAGUUCAAGAAAAAAGUGGAACUGAAGCAAAUGCGCGAUUUGAACAUGAUUUCAAGACCCUAGCAGAUGUACUGAUACAAGAAACUAUCAAACAUGAUGUUGGAAAUUUAUUUCCCGAAUUGCGUGAAUCCAUUUGUGGCGAGGAAUCACCAAAUUUUACAAAUACUCUUGGCGAAUCAGUCACCAUUAGUGUAGGUGAUACCUUAACAAAUACAAUACAAUGUCUGUCCACAGUGCUAAAUGGUAAUGAAGAAGCAGCGGAAGCAUUAGCCAAUGAAGUCCAUCGUGAUAUAUCCUUUGAGGAUGAGAGAUUAGGGGAUAUACCAGCUCUACCAAAUGAUUUAGCAUAUGAAGAACUUGGUAUAUGGAUUGAUCCAAUUGAUGCUACUGCUGAAUAUAUUUCCGGGGAUUCAAUGUUUACAAACUUUCCUGGUAUCACAUCAACUGGAUUGGAUUGCGUUACUGUGCUGAUUGGUGUCUACAAUCGUUUAACAGGAAUACCAAUUAUAGGUGUUAUUUCACAACCGUUUCAACAAAAAAUUAUUGAUAAUGAAUAUCGAUCGCUUGUAUUUUGGGGUGUAGCGUUACCCGAUUUACAAGUGAAUAAUUGUAAAUUCGAUGCUAGAAUAAGAAAUCCUUUAGGCAUUUUCUCUAGUUCAGAAAAUCCAGAUGUUUUGCAGUGCUUCUUAAAUUUAGGUUAUGAAAUAGCUUUCUCAGCUGGUGCUGGACAUAAAGCGCUUAAAGUUAUAACAAAUGAAGUGGAAAUAUACACGUUAAGCAAAGCCGGCACUUUUAGAUGGGAUACUUGUGCACCACAAGCGAUAUUGCGUUCGAUAGGUGGCGAUAUAUAUAAUUAUAGUGAAUCGGUCAAGCAACAGAAACCGAUUGCAUUAAAUUAUUCACCAGCAAAUGAUAAUGAGGAAAAUUGGAAGUGCAAUAAAGGUGGUUUAAUUGCUAUACGUGAUAGUAAUAACAUUGAGCAGUUCAUUGUGGCGUUGGCAAAUGUAUAAAAAAAAUUGUGUGGUAUACAAUAUAUCAGGGUUUCGAUUUCCUAUUAUUUUAAGAAUUAAAUGUUAUACGUUGUCUGCUGUUGAUAUUAAUUAGUUAAUGCUGAAUAUAUUUUCCUGAUGUUAAAAACUUGUUGCUAUUUGUUGUGUGCUCUUGAUUUUAAAAAGUUCAAUUUUGAUAUUGUAAACAAUUGUAUUUUGUUCGUUAAGUUUUAAAAAAAAACAGUUUCAAUUAUUUGUUUAAAUAUAACAUAUAGUUUAUAUUGUUAACUUCGUAACAUAUUUGUUAAAAAAAUAUUAUAGUUACAUUUCAUAUUUUAUUUAGCUAAAACAAACAGACUAUUUACGUUAUGAUAAAUUUGUUAGCUGCAAACUCUUUAAUAAGUUAGAAAAUUGUUAUAAAAACAAAUUAAAGUCCAAAAAAAAAAUAAAUAAAAUUGUUAAAUAAACAUAAAUUAUUUUAAAACAAUGACUAUUACAACAUCAAUUAGAGAACUUGAAGAUUAAUUAAAAAAUAAAUUUAUUAAAAUUAUUUUAUAAAAUGCCAGAAAUGCAUUUGUUUAAAAAUAAAAUAUUAAUUAUAAAUACUAAUUUGUUUUGUGCUAGUGGCUAUUGUCAUUUAGUUUUACAUAUUGUUGCGUUUUAAGUUAAUUAUUAAACUAUUAUAAUUUUUUGUAUAUUCUUGCGUUUUAAGUUAAUUAUUAAACUAUAAUAAUUUUUUAUAUAAAAAAAUGGUUUUCAUUUUGGACUAUGCUUGCGUUUUCUGUAAAAAUCAUUUCAUAUAACAAAGCAAUUUAUAAAAUAUGACUGACAACAAAUUGGUAAGGCACUUCUUUCAUUAUUAAAAGUUAAUAUAUAUUUUUUCGUUUGGCUUUUUAUGUCGUUAUACGCGAUACAUAAAACUGCUUCAAAUUAACAGAAACAUUUUGUUAUUCUACUAAAUUUCAUAUAUGAGUUGGGCAUUAGACAGCUUUCUUCAUGGUCAUUUCAUGAGAUGUACGCAAACGUCUUCUCAACUCAUUAGGGAAGCGUUCAUAACAUUUCUUGCAUACUGGCUUCUCGUCAUAUUCAUAGAAUUUUGAUUUCUGUGUCAUUUUUGUAUCGCAGACGGAACAAGCAAAAUGAUGCACACACCAGGCUUUAUUUAAGGCAGUAAAAAC